AUGUUGACUCAACGUGCUGGCAAUGGAUCAUGGACACCUCUCGCCCGCCAGCUUGAGUCAUGUCAACCAUUCAAUGAACACUACAAUGAGUCAAAAUCGACAAAAACUGUGAUGGCUUCCACUGUCACUCUUCUGCUGGACCUGGCCAAGUCUACCGACCAAAAGCAUCUCGAGCUUCUGGACGGAUCUGGAAACACACCGGUGCAUGUAGCAGUCAAAAAGGGCUUCACGCAUAUUCUCAAGCUCAUGAUUGAUCGUCGGCCAGAUCUUCUCUACCAUGAGAAUGCUACAGGCAGCACCCCACUUGAGAUGGCCAUAGAUGCAUGGAUCAAUAACACGACUCGCAAUCCUCCCAAAGAGCCUCUCAGGACAACAACAACAACAACAACAACAACAGCAACAGCAACACCUGGAGCACAAAUUGGGACCCCGCAACCAUAG
Messenger RNA from Penicillium atrosanguineum, 441 nucleotides. RefSeq lists its product as uncharacterized. The transcript has a single exon. The record is from RefSeq and is a predicted model, not a curated record. Gene Ontology annotation, molecular function: protein binding. Bases 1 to 441 code for a protein of 146 amino acids. Lineage: Eukaryota; Fungi; Ascomycota; Eurotiomycetes; Eurotiales; Aspergillaceae.